GUGUUUGUCGACUGUGUCUGAUACUGAAUUAAGCUCUGAAUACUGAUUUCAGGCGUGGCCGUUGGCGCGUCUUCUUCUGCUUUUGCCGUUGUUGUCGCCCUCCACACCGCCACACAACUGCCCUUCUGCUGGUCUCGCCUCCCCUCUCACCUCUCCUCUCCUUCCUCCCCUUCCUCCCCUUCCUCUCCUUCCUCUCCUUCCUCUCACGUCCAUUGGUGUCCUCACCUGCGCCAUGAACCCAAUGACGACGCAUCAGCCCACGGGCGGUGCUCCAGCCACCUCCAGAGUAACGGCAACGGCAACGGCAGCAGCAACCGCGCCGCCACCAGGCAACAACACCACCACACCAGCGCCUGCAGGGAUGGUGCCGGGCCACCCGGCACCUGUUGACGCUGUUCCAGUGCCCAACAGCGCCAUGAUGGGCCACCCAACGCCUGCAUCCACGGUUGCAGCCCUGAGCUUGCCCGUACCCGUGGGGUAUGCGCCGGCAACAGCGCCCCCUCCGCAUUCUGCAGGCGCACAACACGAUGGCAUGCGCAUCCUUGCAUCACAAGUGCCCACCACCACCAUGGAUGCACAACAGCAGCAGCAACAGCAUCAACAGCAACGUAUGCAACAGCAGCAGCAGCAACAGCAGCAGCAUCAACAGCAACGUAUGCAACAGCAGCAGCAGCAUCAGCAUCAACAGCAACGUAUGCAACAGCAGCAACAGCAACACUCACACGCAACACGCGCCAGCCCUGCUGCCAUGGGCGUGCAAGUGUCAGCAGUGCCCACGCAACCGAUGCCAGACCUGACCGUGGAAGUGGGCCCACCUCUGCAUGAUGACAUGCUUGAGCGUGCAGAGGGCCCACUGCCACCAGAUGAGACGGGCCCCUUUUCCAUCCAGUUUGACUACAACAACGUGCAGCCGGAGAUCCACCCAACUGUGAAGAACCCGGCGCCCGCGCUUGGCGAGCGCCAGCCUGCGCUGGUUGGCGUGGCCGACAGCGCGUUCCUAAGCAUGGCACGCCUGUUUGAGCUCAUGCUGCCUUCCCAGUGGAUGCAGGACGUGCUGCUGCCGCUGUCCAACAAGCGCAACCCGUCCCUCAACCUGCACAUGGGCGAGCUGCUGCAGUUUGUGGGCCUGUGGCUGACCAUUGCAUCCCACCCCGGCCGCGACCUCCACGAGUUCUGGGCGCCCGCCCGCGCCAGCAACGCCCGAGACGGGGAUGCCGGCGGCUUCUUGGCCGUGCCGUCGCUCGCGCACCUCAUGACCGAGGCCCGCUUCCGUCAGAUCAUGGACAGCCUGACGCUCGCCAGCGACAGCGACCUGCAGCGGGACCGUAUGAGUGGCGUGCGCAACAUGAUGAUGGCAUUCAACGCCAACAUGGCGGCGCACUUUGCGCCCUCGUCCAUCAGCGACGUGGACACGGCACGCUCGCUGUGGGUGUACCCGACCCACGCCACGUGGCCGUGCUCUGCGCCCGGGUACCGCAGCCCGCACCGCUUUGGCAACACGUACCACGCGCUGGGCUGCACGCUCACCCGCAUCGUGUAUGCGCUUGAGCUUGAGGAGGCCAUCCCACGACCACCAACAACGCCGCCGCCGGCAUUCAGCGACGCCGGGAAGGUGGCCGGGCUGCUGCUGCGGCUGACACGCAGCAUCUGGCGCACCAACAAGAUGGUGGUCGUCGGCAGCGACAUGGCGACGGUGCAGGCGAUUGCAGCCCUGGCAGAGGUGGGUGUGCACGGGACGUGUGCGGUGACGAAACGGGGCGGGUCGUGGCCGCAGCACCUUGCCGCUGCUGCCGAUGCCCUAACGCGUGUGCUCUCCAGCCAGCCCACGGGCGCAGCUGUUGCUGUCCACGGCACCGCCGCCCGCACACACGCCAGCGCCACGAGUGAUGCUGGUGCGACCUCGUCGUCAGCAGCAGCAGCAUCAUCAUCAGCAGCAACAGUGAUAGCAGCGCGUGGUGGCGAGAAGAUGGGCAUGAGCAUUCCGCUGAUGGUGGCGGGCUUCAACGAGCCAACGCACGUGAGCAUUGCCCUGUCCACAUGGAUCUCGCUCGCUCGCACUGGCACCUACCACACGCGCACCGCACCGCCCACUUCCACCCCGACGCAGCAGCAGCAGCAGCAGCAGCAGCAGCCGUUGCUGGGAACACCGGGAGGAACAACAGCGAGUUCAUCAUCAACAACACCACCGCCAACAUCCUCAUCGUCAGCAGCCGCACCGCCAUCGUCAGCAACAGGAGCGACGCCGUCCGGGUCUGCAGCUACAACGACUGGCGCCGUGGGCGAUGCCUCCACCGCAGGGAGCACUGUGACCCUUAAGUUUCCCGAAGCCUUUGACACCAUCCAGGCUGCGCGGUUCAUUGUGGACCGCAACAGCGCACUGCGCGCGCACGUGAUGCCGCUAGAGACAGCGCUGCCUUUCAAGUCGUGGGACCUGGGCCAGUUUGCCUUCAUGCUGGGCGUUGUGGAGGUGAACACGUUCCUUGCGUUCAACCAUUUCAAACGCGGCUCCAGGGAGCUUGGUCCUCUCUCCCGCACGCAUUUCCGCGGAGAAUUGAUCCGCCAACUUGUGCACAACCACCUCCUCCACGAAGACCUCCCAGCCGUCGGUGGCAGUGGCAGCGCAUUCCAUGCCGCUGGUCGACGUGGUAAGCGCACCGCGGCUGCCACUGCUGCUGCCACUGCUGCGAGCGGCAUUGGUGGUAACGUUGCUGCUUCCUCGAUGCCUGCAGGCACGGGUGCCGUGGACACGUCGCCAACGGCGCCCGGUGGUGGUGAUGUUGGUGGACUGGACAGCAACGGGGGCCCUGCCAGGAAGCGAGCGGCCACAGGUGCUGUCAAGGCGCCACCGCCCGCAUCCAUGCUGGUUGGUGGCGACCACCGCUUGCUCACCGCGCCGACAUACUCGGGCAAGUUUGUGCUGGGCCAGUGGACAAAGGUGGCCACCAAGUACAACCAGCACAAGUGCACGGGGAUUGGCUGCACGCGGAAGAUCCGCACGUACUGCUCGUGUGACCCGACGUCGUUCCUGUGUGCGCGCUGCUUUGUGGUCCACUUCUCCCAGUCCCGGGCGCUGAGCCAGCAGAGGCUGCAGUCGGACACAGACGUGCCACAGCGCCACCACGAACACCACGAACAGCACGAACAACAACAUCAAGGGCAACAACCCCAACAGCAGCAUGAACAACAUGAACAACAUGAGCAGCAGCAGCAGCAGCAGCAGCAGGGUGAGCAGGAGAUUGUUUUGCCGCCAACACAGACGGACGAGGCGAUGCUUGCUGGGGCAACACAGCAGAGGGAGCAGCACACCAACAGUGGUGGUGGCGACAACAGCGACCAGCAACAGCAACGGCACCACGAACAGCACCAAGAAAGGGAAGCAGAGCAACAACAGCAACACCAACAACAGCAACUGGAGGAUGAAGGUGGUAGCAAGCUGGCCGGGUCUGCAGCCACAGGCAACGGUGCUGGUGGCAAGCAGAGCGAUAAGAAGCAGCAGGCGCAAAGUUGAGGCGUGGGGGUGUGGUGCCAGCACUGAUCACGGCAGCAACUGGGCGUGAUUGCUGCUGCAGUAGUGGUUUGGUUGCAUGAAGCCGAACACUGGUGUGGACUUGAGCUGUUUGUUUGUUUGCUUGUUGUUCUUGUUGUUCUUGUUGUUCUUGUUCUUGUUUUUGUUGAUGUUGUUGGUGCUGAUCGUUCUUGUUCCUGUUUGAUCUCCCUGUUCCUUGCUGUUGCUAAGCAGUGGCAAAGUGUCACUCCAGCCAUCCUUCCUUUGUUUCGAUGAGCGGAGUGUGUGUAUGCCCUUGUGCUGUAUCUUAGACAACGUGACCACGUACAAGUUUGUGUGAUAGCUGAUGAGAUGGUGGUGGUGGUGGUGGUGGCACUUUGUUCAUUUUCGUGCAUGAGAGGGGUGUGUUCAUUCCCAUGGUGGUGUGAUAUGAUGGUUUGCUGUCAUCUGUGCGAUGUUGUGUUGCGAAGUGAGGUGUGGAUUUGACAUGUGAUGCAGUGCUGUGACAUGAUGUGUGACAUCAGUUUUCCCCAGUUGCUCUUUUGGUUCGUUUGAUUGCGAGUACACACACAGUCGUUUGC
Salpingoeca rosetta is the source of this 4086-nucleotide messenger RNA. RefSeq lists its product as uncharacterized. The coding region runs from base 233 to 3508 and encodes 1091 amino acids. The transcript has a single exon. NCBI's taxonomy places the organism in Eukaryota, Choanoflagellata, Craspedida, Salpingoecidae. The record is from RefSeq and is a predicted model, not a curated record.